Benincasa hispida (wax gourd) is the source of this 1438-nucleotide messenger RNA. The record is from RefSeq and is a predicted model, not a curated record. Lineage: Eukaryota; Viridiplantae; Streptophyta; Magnoliopsida; Cucurbitales; Cucurbitaceae.
UUACAGCUUCCUAUUUCCUUCAUAAGUCAACAAUGGCGGUGAUGAUGAUGAUGAUGAAAAUAAAGUUAAAAUAUUUCCUUUGAUUGAUUCAUUCCAUGGUUUAAACUGGAUGGGUUGCAAAUCCUCAAAACCAGCUCCAUUGGAGGAACCAACUCCCUCUAAUUCCUUACAUGAUACCUCUGCUUUUGCUUCUGAUACCCCUUUUUCAGAGAGCGAUAUAGAGUCUUUACAUAAGCUAUUUCAGAAACUGAGUGAUUCUGUAAUCAAAGAUGGCCAAAUACACAAGGAAGAACUUCGGCUUGCAAUUUUCAAGAAUGUCAAUGAAAGGAACCUCUUUUUGGACAGGAUUUUUUAUCUGUUUGAUGCUAACAAAAAUGGGAGAAUUGGGUUUGGGGAAUUUGUUAGGACACUGAGUGUCUUUCAUCCCAACACUCCAAAGGCAGUCAAGAUUGCACAUGCAUUUAAGCUGUAUGAUCUUAGACACACUGGCUUCAUUGAACGUGAAGAGCUGAGAGAGAUGGUGUUGGCUCUUCUAUCUGAAUCCGAUCUAGUUCUACCCGACGAUGUAGUUGAAAUGAUUGUCGACAAGGUAAAGAUGAGCCUACCGACUGUUCUGCUACUUCUUGUUCCCAAAACUUUAGUUUGCUUCAACUUGCUGCUCUGUUUGCAGACUUUUACUGAAGCAGAUGCAAAGGGUGAUGGUAAGAUUGAUGAGGAUGAGUGGAAAGCGUAUGUAGCACAAAAUCCUUCACUACUAAAGCAUAUGACUCUUCCAUAUUUGAUGUAUGUUUCAAGUCUUUCCUCUAGUUAUUUACUUCUUUUUCCUCUUCUUAAAGAGGGAGUUUUGAACCGUGUCUACAAUCUUUUGUUUUCUUUUGUUACUUGUGCUGUAUGUAUAGGAGGCUCUCUAUGAUGUCAUAAUAAAACAUUUGUUUUAUCAAUGGCAAACAUCAUAACUAUAAGUUCUAUUUGCUAACAGAGACAUGACACUGGCAUUUCCCAGCUUUGUGGACAGUGGAGUGAAUAGCUCUAAUCUUAAGGCUUGAUCUAUGAAGGUUCUCAAAAUCUUUGGCUUGACAGAUGGCUGUGGUAGUUUGUAACCAUUUCUUUUGCAUCGGUCGAAACCAGAUGGUUUACAAUCCUUUGCUCCAGUGAUCCUGCAAUUUGGUUUUCAUUCCCAAGCGCAUCUAAUUCAUCAGUCAGUUUUUGGUGAAGAUGAUAUCUCCAUUAGAAGUUCCAUGGAUGAGCUUCACCACUUCGGCUUGCUUCUGAAGAAGGGGGCACAAAAUGGCUCUCGGCUUCACAUCCGAGUCAUACUGUGUAUUUGUUAUCAAACCUUGGUUAAGGAACUACCAUAUAAUCUACAGAUUGUAAAAUGAUAAAUAAGUUACAACUGCAUAUUCACAAAUCUAAAAGAAAACUAAUUAGUUUUGCAGUA